Messenger RNA from Exserohilum turcica Et28A, 1395 nucleotides. RefSeq lists its product as uncharacterized. Gene Ontology annotation, biological process: regulation of DNA-templated transcription. The record is from RefSeq and is a predicted model, not a curated record. The transcript has 2 exons. The coding region runs from base 1 to 1395 and encodes 464 amino acids. NCBI's taxonomy places the organism in Eukaryota, Fungi, Ascomycota, Dothideomycetes, Pleosporales, Pleosporaceae.
AUGGCAGAAGCAAUAGGCCUCGUCGCCAGCGUCCUCCAGCUGGCAGGGACAGGGCUGAAGCUUUCGCAGGCCUUGUAUCAGUAUGCUGAUGCUGUCGCGAAUGCUGACCGCCGCAUCAGGGAAGUUGCAAAGGAAAUCAAACUGACUAGCUUUGUUGUCGAAGAGUUGGGCAAGAUUUUCAAGCAGCACGACACAUUGAGCCUGAUGUCAGAGACGGCUGUUGCGACAGCGAAUGAGACCAUCGCCGAGUGCUCUACAGUAUUCGACGACAUUGAAAAGACGCUAAACAAGAGCAAGAAGGGGAAAAUGGGCCGCUUCACGCUGCCUUUCCGAGAAAACAAGAUCGAGUUGCUGCAGAGCCGCAUAGAGAAGCUCAAAAGUUCAUUGCAACUCUUGAUGCAAGUGCUUAUGCAUGCAUACCAGGUUGCUUCAAACAAGUUUGACCGAGAAGCUGAGGCAAGGCAACGAGACGGGAUUAGGCGGUUGAUCGAGAAGAAAAAGAGCUCGACUGAAAAGUAUGAGGAGCUUCAGCGGAGAUUUAGUAUGAGCGACAGCAGCACCGCAAUCGAGGAUGACGAGAGCUCUCUAGACGGAGACAGUGUAUCUGAUUCGAUGGUGAAUGCUACAGCUAUUGGCUCAUCAAUGAGCGCCGAGUCUCUCGCAGAAUGCGCGGAGCAUGUGCGAAUCCUUUUGGAAGACAUUGGACGCCUACAACACGCUCUCGCAAACAAGUCGGAUGGAGAUGACCAUUCGCACCACCAACAGAUAGCUAUGGGAUCUUACUUUACUGUUCGCGCCCAUCUCGACCGUGUCCUACUUGGAAAAUCAAGCACAGUAGUUCUCGAAAGCACGAUGAAGAUUACUCCAGAGUCCUUGAGGAUGAAAGCCCCGGCUCAAUUCUUGGAUAGCGAAGCUGGCAGCGGACAAAAGGAAAAUGAAACGCGGACGAAUGUGGAAGAAACGCAGAUGGAGGUGGAAGAAACAGCGGCAGAGGAGAAAAUGACAACGCGAUUGCCAUUGAUACUGCAUGAAGUUUCCCGCUCUUCACGUCCCGACGCAAAAGCUGAACAGCGCCGGCCCAAUGCGUUGUUUGGAGGUGGUAGGACAUAUCCUGAUGCCAUCGAACCACACAGGCACCCAAGCGGUGCACUCUCAGCCUCCCCAAGCUACGUACAGAAUUCCUCGCAAUAUACAGGAGACGUGGAUUUUGGUGAGGAAUUCGUUCCUGAUGUUAUCAAGCAAGAUGCUUCUUGUCAGAUCGGAGUAAUAGAACAAAGUGGCAGCGCAUCAUGGGAUCGUACGCACGAGACGACGCACAUGCCGUUGACAGCAGCGAUUCCUAAAAAAGACGAGGUGGAUGACUUGUUACGAGAAUGGACAACCUUGUACAAAUGA